This is a messenger RNA of Pyricularia oryzae 70-15, 690 nucleotides long. RefSeq lists its product as uncharacterized. Lineage: Eukaryota; Fungi; Ascomycota; Sordariomycetes; Magnaporthales; Pyriculariaceae. The coding region runs from base 1 to 690 and encodes 229 amino acids. The record is from RefSeq and is a predicted model, not a curated record. The transcript is spliced from 2 exons.
AUGACGCAAGCAUCGCCAACCAACGAUAUCAACAACGCAGCUUGUGCAGCAUCAUUCCAUCGAUUCUUCGACUUGCCCGGGGAACUGCGCAAUAAAAUCCUGAAGCUUCUGCUCGCGCAUCCUCACGGUGUCAGCAUUGGCAGUAACGGGAGUUUCGUUCGAGCGCCUCCGCGUGAAGGAGACGCCAACGUGGCUGGCGCAAAUCUUGAUGGACACCACGGCCAAACCGUCUUGCCGCUGUCGCUCUUGCUAUCAAAUAGCAAACUUGCAGAUGAGGCCGAGGCCAUAUUCUACACCGAAAACGUCUUUUAUGCCAACGUGAAGACGAGGCGAUCGGCAAAAGAAAACGCACUGUCUGCCAGCUUCACCAUCCCCAAGCCGGAACCAAAAGAGCUGGGCCGCAACCACGGCUACCCGAGCGACAGCGACGAUGACGUCGACUGCCGCUCAAUCAGCACCCGGACGCCUUGCCGUAACCUGAUGGGCAGCGAGGCGCGCUUCAAGAUCCGGAAGUUGGUUCUGAUCGUGCAGAGGUUCGGAGGGUCUCUUGGGGACGAGGUCGUCCCCGCGCUUCAGGAUCUUAUUCUACGGGGGUCGCUGCGCUGGCUCGAGUCCAUCCGUAUCAUGGCAGUCGAGCAGCGUUGCGAUGGGCAGUGCUGGUCCUGUGCAGAAAAGCUUGAAGAGGAGUGA